Messenger RNA from Manis javanica (Malayan pangolin), 4470 nucleotides. The record is from RefSeq and is a predicted model, not a curated record. Lineage: Eukaryota; Metazoa; Chordata; Mammalia; Pholidota; Manidae.
CGGGGCCGGGGCAUCGCGGCGGCCGCCAAUCGCGCCGCGCCGGGGGAGGAGCCCCGAAGGGGGAAAAAGAAAGUGCGGCGGAAAGUAAGAGGCUCGUUGGGGGCAGACUGGCCGGGUCAGGGUCCCUGGGGCUCCGUUUUGGGAAGAAGCGGUGCUGGGCGAUUUGCACCCAUCCCUGCCCCUUUCGCUGCGCCCGCUCAGCUUCCCAAGAAAGGAUGGGACUUCUGUGGUGUGUAAUGAGUUUCUGCUUCUAUGGGAUACUGAAAAGCGAUGCCUCAGAACGCUGCGACGACUGGGGACUAGAUACCAUGAGACAGAUCCAAGUGUUUGAAGAUGAGCCGGCGCGCAUCAAGUGCCCACUCUUUGAACACUUCUUGAAAUAUAACUACAGCACAGCCCAUUCGGUGGGCCUUACUCUGAUCUGGUAUUGGACUAGGCAGGACCGGGACCUCGAGGAGCCAAUUAACUUCCGCCUGCCUGAGAACCGCAUUAGUAAAGAGAAAGACGUACUCUGGUUCCGGCCCACCCUCCUCAAUGACACGGGAAACUAUACCUGCAUGCUAAGGAAUACCACAUAUUGCAGCAAAGUUGCGUUUCCUCUGGAAGUUGUUCAGAAAGGUAGCUGCUUCAAUUCUUCCAUGAAACUCCCACUGCAUAAGCUGUAUUUAGAAUAUGGUAUUCAGAAGAUCACAUGUCCAAAUGUAGAUGGAUAUUUUCCUUCCAGUGUCAAACCAAACAUCACUUGGUAUAUGGGAUGUCAAAAAAUAUAUAACUUUCAUAAUGUAAUACCUGAAGGCAUGAACUUGAGUUUUCUCAUACCCUUGACUUCAAAUAAUGGAGAUUACACAUGUGUUGUUACAUAUCUGGAAAAUGGGCGUACCUUCCAUCUCACCAGGUCUCUGUCUGUAAAGGUGGUAGGCUCUCCAAAAGAUGCGUCACCUCCCCUGAUCUUCUCACCCAACGAUCUUGUAGUCUAUGAGAAGGAACCUGGAGAGGAGCUACUCAUCCCCUGUACAGCCUUUUUUACUUUUGUGAAGGAUUCUCACAAUGAGGUUUGGUGGACCAUUGAUGGAAAAAAACCAGACGACACCACUAUUGAUGUAACUGUUAAUGAAAGUGUAAGUGAGACUAAAACAGAGGAUGAAACGAGAACUCAGAUUUUGAGCAUCAAGAAAGUUACUGCUGAGGAUCUGAAGCGCAACUAUGUCUGUCAUGCUAGAAAUGCCAAAGGGGAGGUUGACAAACCAGCCAAGGUGAAACAGAAAGCUCCAAGAUACACAGUGGAACUGGCAUGUGGGUUUGGAGCCACAGUCCUGCUGGUAGUAAUUCUCAUUGUUGUUUACCAUGUUUACUGGCUGGAGAUGGUCCUAUUUUACCGGGCUCAUUUUGGAACAGAUGAAACCAUUUUAGAUGGAAAGGAAUAUGAUAUUUAUGUAUCCUAUGCAAGGAAUGCAGAAGAAGAAGAAUUUGUAUUGCUGACCCUCCGUGGUGUUUUGGAGAAUGAAUUUGGAUACAAGCUGUGCAUCUUUGACCGAGACAGUCUGCCUGGGGGAAUUGUCACAGAUGAGACCUUGAGCUUCAUUCAGAAAAGCAGACGCCUCCUGGUUGUCCUAAGCCCCAACUACGUGCUCCAGGGAACCCAAGCCCUCCUGGAGCUCAAGGCUGGCCUAGAAAGCAUGGCCUCUCGGGGCAACAUCAACGUCAUUUUAGUACAGUACAAAGCUGUGAAGGACACGAAGGUGAAGGAGCUGAAGAGGGCUAAGACGGUGCUCACGGUCAUUAAAUGGAAAGGGGAGAAAUCCAAGUAUCCACAGGGCAGGUUCUGGAAGCAGCUGCAGGUGGCCAUGCCGGUGAAGAGGAGUUCCAGGUGGUCUAGAGGUGGCGAGCAGGGUCUCUCCUAUUCAUCCCUGAAAAAUGUAUGAAAGGGAUGAAAAAGGGGUUAAAAGAACCAAGGGCGCUCCAAGAAGGAAGAAACACCCCUUCUUUAUUCCCAGUUUAUUAUUCCAUGGACAGAAAACAAUUCUAUCAAAGCUUCUCCAUAGGGAAAAAUUCCAAGUGACCGUGUCACUUGCCCGUUCUGCCCCCUCAGGCAAUGCUGAGGUCUAGAGGGAUAGUGCCCCCAGGCUGUCACCAGGUCUGAUGUCACUCUGUUCUUUGCAGGCAAAGACUUGAUAGAUGCGAAUUUCCUCUUUAUGCAUCCUCUAUCCCUGUCCCCACAUGUCUUUAUUCUCUCUCAUUCAUAAUCUUAACAUUAUGCGGCAGCCUUUUGCUGUGGAUUUAGAGACCUCUUAAAGAGAAAUCAUCUGUUAACAGGGUCAUUAUGAGUUUUCAAGUAUAGUUUCCUUUUAUUUUUACUCAUGCAUUAAAAAGAUAAUCAGGGCCUAAAUUUAUUUUAGCUGAGGAUAAUGAGCUCUUUGCUCAUUCUGCUCUAAAACACACCCUCUUGGCAAGACUGACGCUCACUUAGAACUGUAACAAAGCAGUAAAACCGAAAGGUUCCUUAUUGAUUUAAAGGGCUUGCCUGAAGUUUUUUCCUACUGUAUGCCCUGUGCCUUCUAUCUCAGGUAAUUGAUGUCAUAUUUGUCAAGCUGAAAAAUAUUUCAUAUUUUUUGUUGUUAUACUGAACAUUUGUGGUUCAACCAUAUUCAUCACUCCAUCUUCCUGUCUACUCUGUCUUGCUGUCAGGCGUUCGGGGGGCAGGCGGCUCCACAUUUGGUUCGGUCGGAUAGGAAGUUUUUCCUAAUGGUGCUAAUAGAGAGUGAAAUAACAGCUAAAUGCUUUUAGGGCAUUUUCUGGCUUGUGAGAAAAGCACAGAACAGAGCGUUUGGUCAUUUGCCUUUUAAUUGCAACGUUGCUACUGUGAAUAUUAGGAAAGCGACUUCUCACUUGUUUCCCCCAUUGUAAAAGUAUGGAAGUUAUACUCAGAUACCUUGGAAGUUGUGUUUAGCAUUAAUAUUCUAAGAAAAUUAACUGGACUCACAGCAUUUCCCAUAUUUUCUUCACUGGUACAGUUAAUACAAUCAACAAGUCAGUCUGAAAAGUCACUGACAAUGAAACUUGUUUUACUUUGUUUUAAGUAAAAUGUUAUUGUUCUUAAGACCUGGAAAAGUGAAAACUAAGUCCAGAGUUUACAGAGUGGUGAAUUUCUAUGGUACAUACAGAUUUAAAAUAUAUGUACAUAUGUACACACAAAUUAUAUAUGUAUUAUUGCAUACAUACACAUAUGAAUUACAUGUGUACAUAUAUGCACACAUAUGCAUACAUUAAUUAUAUGUAUGUAUAUAUACAUAUGCAUACACACAUGCAUAUGACUUUAGCCAUUGGCACUAUAUUACAUACCCCUGGAACUCUUACUCAGUUUUUAAAUUAUGUUUUUACUGUAACAUUUUUGUGUCAUUGUUCUCUGUACGUUAAUAUUUGUGAAUUCACAGCUCACAAAGUGAUACUUGUUAGUUCUUGUCUUCCCUGAAUUAGUAAUAAAUAACUUACUACUACAACAGUUGAUAUGGGUGCAGUGGCAUCUGUUGUGCACAGAGCUUCCAUGGUUACUCCUGAACAGUAACCAGGCUUCUAGCAUUAACCAAUCAUCUACUAUGUUCCAAGCACAUACACUUAGAAAGUAAGCUAUGCUAAUACCAAUGCUCAACUACUAGAUUAGUCUCUAUUUGGACUGUUGAGCAAUAAAGGAAAAGAAAAGCAAAUACCUAUAAGUGAGCCUGAGUAUCCUAUGAAAUACCAUAAUUCAUAAUUUAAAGACAACCUUAGCCCAGUAAUAUAAAUGUUGAUAAGAAAUUCUAAAACUAUUUCCAAUAUUUAUGUGUCUGUCAGCAGUAUUAAAGUGCAUAGUACCUCAUUUAUCUAUAGAGGUGUUAUUGAUUAUUUUAAAUUAAAACAAAAUCUUCAUAAAUUUUUUACCAUAAAACUAUUGUAUGGAAUCACUCUUGGAUAUCAUUUUUUAGCUUUAUGAAUGUUUUUCCUUAUUACAAAACACAGUUACUUCUCUUAUUAACCCUUCACUUGCAAGACCACAGGAGAGCUGAUUCCAGAUAUACUUUGAAUAUCAAUUUUUGCAUAGCUUUAGGUAAGUGGGAGACAGUCCCAUCAUCAAGGGGCCAUUCUCUUGCCAAUGCUGCAUUUUUUUUUUUUGCACUUUUGGAUUCCAUAUUUAUCUGAGAUGCUGUUGUAUGCCCCUAGAAACUUUUUGAUUUUUUUUUCCUAUUUAUAUUCCUAUCUUUGUUACUGAAAUUUUCCAAGUGCUGAAAUCUAAAGCAUCUCAAAUUUAAAUGAUAUAAGAGAAUUUUGUUUCAGGAUUAUUUGUUUUAUGUCCCAGAAGAUGCCUAAUACAUAAUGUUUGAGGGAGAUGGGAAAAUAUAAUUUUGAGAGCAAGCAGAAAUUGCUCUCUAGUGUUAACCAUGCCUCUAAUGUCAAAAAAAAAAACUUAAUGAUUUUAGGUUUAUUAUAUAAAGACCU